This is a messenger RNA of Fomitopsis serialis, 2022 nucleotides long. RefSeq lists its product as uncharacterized. NCBI's taxonomy places the organism in Eukaryota, Fungi, Basidiomycota, Agaricomycetes, Polyporales, Fomitopsidaceae. The record is from RefSeq and is a predicted model, not a curated record. Bases 25 to 1770 code for a protein of 581 amino acids. The transcript has 5 exons.
CGGGCAUCGCUCGCGGCGCCCCCCAUGCGUUUUUCCGACCUCGACGAUUAUUCUCUCUCCGCAUCUGAACUCUCUCUGGCGUCCCGUAGGAUUCACCCCCUCGCCAAACGUCAGGCGCUGUCGACGAUCGACAUCAAGUGGGCCGAGCAGGUGAAGAGGAUCUGCAGGUACCUGCUAGCUGACGUACCCAACCGUCUGCACUUCGUACGCGCUCUCACAGUGUCUCGGCAUGCCUUCAACGCUCGAUUCGGUGAUAUCGAGGCGGGAAACUUCUCCACCGUUCAUUUCCUCGCGGAUGUGCUCGAACGCGCCCCUAACCUCAAGUCACUGCGGCUCGAAGCAGCGGGUCGUCUGUUCGAGGCUCAGCCGCGCGUAGCGGCUGCGAUAUGCCGCAUGAGCUGGCUGUUGGAUGUCGAAUUACGAGAUCUGACCUCCGCCUCAUUCGAGGUCGUGGGGCGUCUGUCCUGCAUGCCUCGCCGGCUCAGCCUACAUGGAUUCGACACCGGUUCAGAGCUAGCUUGUCACGAUGGAACCCCGUUACUUUCCGCACCUGUUCUGCGAAGCGUCCGCUCGCUCCAACUCGUCAAGCUCCGUAUCGCGAACCAACUGGUCCACUCUGCUGAUAGCAGUAACUCUAGCCUUCCCACAAAGCAGUGGCCAGAGGUCACGGAGCUAAAGGUUGAGCGUAGUAAUGUCUCUGUGGCCACACUGAUCCGCGCAUUCCCCGCUGUCAAGACAAUCCAAUUUCAAGACAUCGAGGACUGGGUUCAAAGAAACACCCCCGGGAGCGCGAGUUGGGUGUCGCUUGACCAUGCUUACGGAACCAGUUUGGAUUUCUCGCAGUGGGAGAUGGCAGGCAAAGUACGAUGGCUCAUGGUGGAUUGGGUGUGCAACAGUACAAACGCGCGGCGAACGUUGCCAACCAUACAGCGUACGUCGCCCGUCAUUCUUUCCCUACGACGCCUCCCCGUGGUGCUGGACACCGAUUUCUGGCCGGAGUUCAUCCGAUCCGCACCAAACGUUCGCUAUCUCGACCUUACACUGUCAUCAUCAGAGAGCAUGGCCGAAGUCAGAAGAAACUGGACGGGAGAGACACUCUCAGCGUUAUCCCGAUUGCCCUUGGUUGCCCUGCACCUGUGCCGCCGCCGAUGGGACAAUGUGAUCGCGCAGGGCAUUGGCGAAGACCAGGUCAUCGGCAGUGGCCUUCAAUUCUUCCGUUGGCGGUCUGCGGCGUACAACCUAGCAGUGGAUAUCGCGGACAAGAUUACGUCUCUGAGCGUCAUCUCCGUCGGAGAGGGUGUGCAAGUCACUGAUGAAGGAAUACCGGGCACCCGUUUAUGUGGGCCUGCACUGUGGUGGCGAGUCGUUGCGAGUGACGAACUGUCCUCAAUUACCUUGAAAGGCGAACGCGAGGAACACAUGCGACAGAACGAGGACUCUAGGAGCUGCGAUGAAGAAGACUCAGCAUCCAAUGAGGAAAUCGAUGGCCCUGAGGAUGAAGAAUCCGAUGGAAAGGACCAAAUCCCAGAGCUGGGUAGCGAGAGCAGCUCAACGCAGGAUGAAGACGAAUCCGAGUAUAAUCUGACGUCGGCGGAGAUGCUCGGGACGAACGCCUCUCGAAGACUGGUGCCCAUCUCGCGAGACCUAGGCGAGCACAUCCAUGCAUAUCUGGUGUCGAGCGAGUUCACAGAGACAUCGGCGUUCGACGAUGAGCUGUUCGAGCGACUUUCACGGACUGUUGUUCCGAGGGGGGUCAGGUCUGAGCCGUAAUGAGUGGUCCAACUGUAAAUGGUGAGUGAGACUGCGACUCAAGAUACCUAUUUAUGGCAAGUGCCAGUGUACGAUUGCGAGGUGUCGGUCAUUGGCCAUCAUGCAUGUGUAGAAUUCGUUUUCAUGGUGGUACUCGGCGCAGCGUGGACAUAUGAGGAGAACGACUAAUGCUACGUAAGCCUUGAAAGUUGAGAUCUGAAUUAUGGGUCCUUGGGCCCUCUCCGAGUCACUCGAGCAGGGUUUGGAUGCGAG